Molecule: messenger RNA, 2256 nt
Organism: Plasmodium vinckei vinckei
Lineage: Eukaryota; Apicomplexa; Aconoidasida; Haemosporida; Plasmodiidae
Product: major facilitator superfamily-related transporter, putative
Exons: 1
Coding region: 1-2256 (751 amino acids)
Biological process (GO): transmembrane transport
Molecular function (GO): transmembrane transporter activity
Source: RefSeq, a predicted model, not a curated record
AUGCAUAGAUUCAAGAGUAAGCUUAUUGUUAUGCUUUUUAUGUAUAGUAUUGCAACAACAGCCAUUGUAUAUCAAAACUACAUAUUUAUAGCGAAUUUAUUUAAAAAAUAUCGAGCAUUCGAAUGGCUAUGUACAGAUAAGAAUUCGGAGGGGGACUUUUUUUUAUGUGUAGCUCAGGAAAAUUAUAUUCAUUUCUUGCUAGUCACAGGAUUAAUUAUUCAGUUUAUAUCAGGUUUUAUAGGAGGUAUAUUAAUAAAUAUAUUAUCAAAAAAGCGGUAUAUAUCAAAGAUUGCCUUUAUAUUUUUAAUAAUAGGAUGGAUGUUACUAAGUAUAUCAUUAUCAUAUUCCAAAUAUUAUAUGGACAAUUAUACAAAGCUGAUUAUACUUAGUUUGGGUAGUUCACACACACAAAUAGCAUUUAAAAGGAUAUCUAUAUUAUUUAAUUUAGCAUUUAUAUGUUUUGGUAUUGGAUCUGACAAUUCCUAUUUGCCAAUUAUUUACUAUAUCAAUGAAAGAUAUCCUAUUGAUGAUAAUAUAAUAAAAUCAAAAUUAGAAGCAUCAGAAGAUAAAUUAAGUGCAUUACGAAAUAUUUUAAGAAAUAAAAAUUAUAUAUUAAUUAGUGCUAUGUCAUCUUUAGCUGUUUUAAGUUUAUUUGUUGGUAAUGUAUUAAUUAUAGCUUUAAAUAGAUUUGAUUCAGAAAAUAAUGUUAUACUUAUUAUAUCUAUGUAUGUAUUGAUAUGUAUAGCUCCAUCAUUUUUUAUAUCAAAUUUGUUAGAUCAUAAAAAUAAUUAUAAUCAAAAUUUAAAUACUGAAAAUACUAUUAAAAAUAAUGAAAGUAAUAUAAAUGAAAAUGAAGAUGAAGAUGCUGAUGAUGUUACUUCAAUAGUUAUAUCGAAUGAUGACGAUCUUAAUCAUAAUGUAGUUAUGCCUUCAGAGGCACUUAUUUCUCAUAAUGCUAUUAUUACUCCAAAUACUGUUAUUUCACCUAAUGUAAUUACUGCAACAAAUAUUGUCAUUUCAACUGCGACUGAUGAUAUGCUUGCAAAUUCAAAUACGAGUAUCCUAAAGUCUGAUAUGAUUGGUAUAAGUCCUAUAAGAAAUGGAAAAAAAAAAAGAAAUAGUUUCGUCCAUAAUAGUAGUGGAAGUAAUACUAUAAUUAAUGAUAGCAUUGAUGUCAGUAUUGUUAGUAAUGAUUUUGCUAGAAAUAAACGAAGUGAAUCACAUAGUAGUACCUUAAAUGAUUUUUAUAAAAAAAAAAAUUAUACAUCUAGAUUGUCAGAUCCUAGAUUUGAAACCCUUAAUACACCAAAUGACGAUAUAAAUAAUACACAAGUUCAUAAUGUAAUAAAUAUGGAUAUUGAAAAUUAUAUAAAACAAAAUGAAAAUAAUAUAACCCCCAGAAAUAAACACUUAAAUACGAUUUCGUAUGGAAAAUCGUCAACUCUAAAAGAGAAUGAAAAGGAUGGUGAAAUUGGAAAAAUUAAAGAAAGUGGAAAAAAUGAAGAAAAUGAUAAAAAUGAAGAAAAUAAUAAAAAUGACGAUCAAGCAAUGAAAAUUAUUAUUCAUCCUUCUGAAUCUCUUAAUAAUGAAAUUCAAAAAAAAAAUAAAUUAAAAAAUAUAAAUUUUGAAAUAUUUAAAAAACAAGUUGUAUCAUCCUGUUAUAUAUUUAUUGUAAUAGAAUUCUUUAUAUUAACAUUUAGUAAUUUCUUUUUUAUGUUAUCACUAUUUGAUAUAUAUGAGAAUAGUGUAUUUGGAAAUACCUUAGAUAUUUAUUCAUAUAUAUUACCUUCGAGUUUUAUUAUCACAUUAAUAUUUGGUAUAGUAGCAGAUAUAAUUAGUAUUCACAAUUUUAUCAGUUUUAAUUUAAUAUUAGGAAUAAUUGUUUUUAUAUUAACAUUCAUUUAUUAUCAAACAAUGAGUGUAAUUGUUGGAUAUACAUCCUUAAUCAUAUAUUUCUUUCAUCAAAGUUUUUUUGCCAAUCAUAUGUAUAUGUAUAUGUCUACAGUUUUCAAAGAAGAAAAUUUUCCCAUCUUAAUUGGUAUCGUUAAUAUGUGGGCCUCGAUUGCAUUUUUCCUGUCAUACAAAAUACACGAGAUUCUCAAAUAUAAUAAAAACAAAAUGUAUGGAAAAAUAACUGUAGUAGUUAUUAUUAUUUCUUAUAUACUCAUAUUUUUAUUUCAUAUAUUACAUAUUAAGAAAAAAGCUCACUGGGAUAAUAAUGAGUUAGAGUAUAAAGAGGCGCAAUGUUGCUGCUAA